UGCACUUGUAGGAGAGACAUGGUGACAAUAUCCAUGGACAUCUUUGUGAGGAAGUUUCAACCAGACAGAUACCAGCUGUGGAAACAAGGCAAGGAUUUAUACACCAUUGAUCAUACAAAACCAACUCCUGAAUCAACACCUGAAGUAAAGACCUGGCUACAGAGAAGAAAGAAAAUAAAGAACGUUCCUGAGUGCUUCCAGCACAGCAGAUCUCGAUCUAAAAAGCUUAAAACUCCAGAGGACAAGAGAGUAUCUGCUAUGGUAGCUGGUGCAGAAAUCAUAACGACUGAAAGAGCUACUGAUGGCUUCAAGGUCAAUGAAGAACCUGGGAAAAAAGUGAGACUGGUAAACACAGGAGUGCCUUCUGGAGAAGAAGAAAACAGUAGUAAAAUGCAGCUGGAUCAACAUUUAUUGGAUAAUGUCAAGGUUGCAGGAAGCAUCCGUACAGACUCAUUUUCAAGCCCUGCUCCUGUGCUAGAGAAAACGAAAAUGGAACAUGAGGACAGGACAGAUUCCAAUUGUCCUCUCUUUACAUGUGAAAGUUCUGUGGCCUGCAUGCCUGCUUCUGAUAGCUGUAGAACAGAAGAGAGUUUGAAAUCUCAGAAUCAGUCUGAUUCAUCUGUACCAUGCCAUAAGUCAGAGGGAAAUGCUUCUGAAGCAGAAAACACAGAUAAAGAGGAAAAUGUCUUGAUAAAAGAUGUCAGCAACCUAGAAAACUGUGGAAGUAGCUUGAAACAUGGAGAAGUGCCCAUUGUGAAAAAGGAUGAAGAAGAUGGCAUGGAAACAUCCAGUGCAGCAGAAGUUGAAAGAAAGAAGAGUUGGCGUCAUCCACUAAAUAAACCCCCAGCUAGAUCUCCAAUGACUUUGGUUAAACAGCAAGCAACUAGUGAUGAAGAACUGCCUGAGACUACUUUAACUGAAGAGGAAGUUCAAGAGACAGAGGCAUGGGCCAGGCCUCUGGUCUACCUUUGGCAGACGAGAGUACGCAAUUUCAACGCUGAAAAAGAAUACAAUGCAGCUUGUGCAAAAAAGGAACCACACUGUGCCAUUUGCACCCUUCUCAUGCCGUACUACAAGCCAGACAAUCAUGAUGAAGAAAGUCCUACUUUCAGGGAGGCAAAUUCAGCAGAAACAUUGAUGGCUGAAAAUGAAAAGACUAAGCCUCUUAUUCCAGAGAUGUGUUUUAUUUAUAGUGAAGAAAACACUGAAAACUAUCUAUCAAAUGCCUUUAUUGAAGAAGAUGGAACAAGUCGUCUGAUUUCCUGUGCAAAGUGUUGUGUACGGGUUCAUGCAAGUUGCUAUGGUGUUCCUUCUCAUGAAAUCCAUAAUGAAUGGUUGUGUUCUCGAUGCAGAAAAGAAGCCUGGACAGCCGAAUGUUGUCUCUGCAAUUUGAGAGGUGGUGCAUUAAAGCAAACUACUGACAAGAAGUGGGCACAUAUAAUAUGUGCAAUUGCCAUCCCAGAAGUCAGAUUUGGUAAUGUCACAGAACGUACACCGAUAGACACUAGCAGAAUACCUUUGCAAAGAUUAAAAUUG
Phaethon lepturus (White-tailed tropicbird) is the source of this 1536-nucleotide messenger RNA. Its product is annotated as lysine-specific demethylase 4C-like. Lineage: Eukaryota; Metazoa; Chordata; Aves; Phaethontiformes; Phaethontidae. The record is from RefSeq and is a predicted model, not a curated record. The annotation marks the transcript as partial. The transcript is spliced from 9 exons. Gene Ontology annotation, biological process: regulation of transcription by RNA polymerase II.